ACGCCGCCCCGCCGCCGCAUAAAUAGCGCGGAGCGGCGCGGCGCCCGCAGCUCCGCCGUCGCGGUACCCGCUGCUCUGCUCCGGCCACGCGUUUAUCCCGUCACCGGUCCCGGCCUCGCUUCCAGUCCCGCUUUUGGUCCCGUCCCCGUCCCGCCGCCAUGCCGUUCCUGGGGCAGGACUGGCGCUCCCCUGGGCAGAGCUGGGUGAAGACGGCGGACGGCUGGACGCGCUUCCUCGACGAGAAGAGCGGCGGCUACGUCGGCGACAUCAGCAGCUUUUGUAAGAAGGACGAUCACAACAAAGAGAAUCUCUUUAACAGCCUGAACUAUGAUGUUGCUGCCAAGAAGAGGAAAAAAGACCUGCUGAAUAACAAAGCCAAGAUUCAAUAUUUCCACCAGGAGAAGUGGAUCUAUGUUCACAAGGGGAGCACAAAAGAGCGCCAUGGUUACUGCACCUUGGGAGAAGCCUUCAACCGACUCGACUUCUCCAGCGCUAUCUUGGACUCCAGGAGAUUCAACUAUGUUGUGAGGCUGUUGGAGCUGAUAGCAAAGUCGCAGCUGACGUCACUGAGUGGCAUUGCCCAGAAGAACUACAUGAACAUUUUGGAGAAAGUGGUGCAGAAAGUCCUUGAAGAUCAGCAGAACAUCAGGCUCAUACGGGAAUUGCUGCAGACCCUCUACACGUCUCUCUGCACGUUAGUUCAACGGGUCGGCAAGUCUGUCCUGGUUGGAAACAUCAACAUGUGGGUGCACAGAAUGGAGAGUAUUCUCCACUGGCAACAGCAACUGAACAACAUUCAGAUCACCAGGCCUGCCUUUAAAGGAACCACGUUCACAGACCUGCCGUUGUGCCUGCAACUGAACAUCAUGCAGCGGCUGAGCGAUGGCAGGGACCUGGUGAGCCUUGGGCAGGUGGCUCCCGAUCUCCAGGUGCUCAGUGAAGACCGACUGCUCUGGAAGAAGCUCUGCCAGUACCACUUCACAGACAGACAGAUUCGCAAACGGCUAAUUUUAUCUGACAAGGGACAGCUGGAUUGGAAAAAGAUGUACUUCAAGCUCAUAAGGUGUUACCCACGGAAGGAGCAGUAUGGUGACACGCUGCAGCUGUGCAGGCACUGCCACAUCCUCUCCUGGAAGGGCACUGAUCACCCCUGCACAGCCAACAACCCAGAGACCUGCUCCACCUCUCUUUCACCACAAGACUUCAUCAACUUGUUCAGGUUCUGAACACGGGUCACCGCAGCUUACGCGACUCUUACAGGACACUUUAUGCCACCGAGCUUGGACACUCCAAUUGUAAAUAGUGUAAAUAUUUAUGUUUGUUCGAAGCUCCUGAGUCAAGGAACAAGAGGAUCUCAGAGAGGAAAGGUGAAAUUGCUCACUGACGUGAAGCACUUGAGGAACACAGACUUCUGUAGGACUGGUGUAUAAAUGCAGCAUGUGUACAGAGUCCCUUUUUUAUGAUCAGAGUACAAGAUACAGGGCAAAAAGCUUCAUUUCUUGUUUGGUUUUUAGAAGUUCAAAAUGAAUUUGGCCCGCAAGCAUUUGAGAACUCUCUUGGUUUGUUCCUAAUAGAGAGCAAGCAAUAUGAGGCUAGGACUGUUGAACUGCUCCUCCAUCUGGUUUUCUUUAGGAUACAUAUUUAUAAGUAUGACUUUUAAAAAUAUUUAUGAAAAAUAUCCCUGUGACAAGUUGAAUAAUACCUGGAUGUUUUGGAGAAGGACACAUUGUGAAGUACCUGGGAUAGAACUCUAGCCUACUUGCGAGAGAGAAUCGCAACACACCACUUUCUACCUCUAAGAGAUGGGAGUACCUUUCAAACAAAGAUCCAGUGGACAAUGUGAACUUUUGUAUUUUGUACAACGAUUCAAAGGGAAAUGUUUGUGAUAGUAAGCAUCUUUUUUUUGUAUUAAUGCUUACCUCUUUACAGUAGUUUUCUUGCUCUACUCAGUGCUUGAAUGCCUAGGUGAUAGGCACCAUAUAAAUACCUAAGACUUUACUCCAUCCUCUUUUAAUUUGCAGGUUUUAUGAAAGAUUAAGCAAAAGGGGAGACAGAAGCCACAAGAAUGAAGUUUAUCUAAAAGGGAGGAAGGUCUAUUAUAGAGAAACAAAGGACUGAAUUUAAUCUCUCAAUAGGAAUUCCUAUCAGUUAAUUGCGCAGGUUGAAAUCCUAAGUGAGGUUAGAAUCUGGUUCUUCAGGCCCAUGUUUUCCAACAGCCACUGCUCUGCAUUCCCCCUGCUGACAAGUGAAUUCAGUCACCUGGUGAAGUAUAGGGAGAACUGGGCCGUUGAAUCUCCUGAAAUGAUGCGGUUUUUAUUCACUGGAAGCCUGGCAGCAUCGUGGUUGAUUUCAGACCAGGGGCGUUCAGGGAGAUGUGUGAGACAGCAUGAAGCUGUCAGCUUUUUCCUAGAAGCAGCAGUCAGGACUGGGCUAAGCAGGGCAUUUCCUAGAUGGCACUUGACAUCUGGUUAUUUCCUCUGUGCCUGUGGAGAAAACCCGGCCUAGUCCCUCCUGAGCUUAUUUGUGUGACCUUCUAACACCAGCACAGAGCUAAACUUUCAGUCCUAUGGAAUAAGUAGCCAAAUGAACUUCAUUGUGGCCACGUUCUGGCUCACCGUCUCCUCUGCUUAGUGCUUCACUUUUCCCUACAGUGGAGCUAGAAGCAUCCAGCUCUUAUUUAAGAAGCUGAAAAGCUGCAGUGGGAGGUGGCUGCCAUUUGCCAGCAGUUUCCUGUGUAGCACUUUCUCCGUGCAUGAUGUAAGCAGGAUACCUCAGAAGGGUAAACACUGAGUGGGUUGUGUGUGACUAUGUACAAAAGAAUCGUGAGGAAGAGGAGUACUCAGGACAAUUCAGGAAGAACUACUUGAGUUAAUGAUUGUUAAAUAUUCUGUUCCUUUUUUUACAUUUUUAUAACUGACUUUCAACACUUUUCUGCAGCUGUUUGUAUUUUUUAAAAAUUGACAGUAUUUGCAUUUUUGCAAACUAAGAUCAUUUUGCAUCCUCUUGGGAGAGACAUAAAAAGGGAAGCAAGCUGCCUCUAGACGGAGCAGUGGAGGAGGAAAAUCAGGAAAAUGCUGUCAGGAACUGCUCUUCUCCUGCCUUCCAAUGGCAAACCCAAGAUUUUGCUCUUCCAGAGAGCUCUGUGAGCCUGUGCCGCCCUUAGCCACGGCCCAGGGCUUGGCACUCUCCAGAGGCGAGGAGAAAACACGUGUGGGAUAGGGAGCUUUAUCUUGGUGUCGAUGCCUCAUCCGUCAUUCGGACUGCUGAUGGAAAGCAUAAGCCUGCUGAUCAUGUUCACGUCAACUGAAAGUGAUUUAAAAGCUGUUACUCGGGAAAAAUGAACUCGUGCUUGUUUGGGGGGAGUCUGUAAGCGAAGGAGGCCAGUUUCUGUUUUCAUUGCCAUGCUGAUGGCAGCGGGUAGAUGAGGUUGGAAUCUGGCUUGGUGAAUGAGGACAUAAGGACAGAAACCUGCAAGUGAAGUGGGCGAAGCAUUGCCACUGUAUUAGGACUUUCUCUUUUUAGCAGUAAGAGGACCCGUGCCCCUCUGUUUCCACCUCUGACUUGGAGAUGGCUUGUUUCAUAGCCUUGCCUCUGCCACCUGAAGUGAGACAACUUGUUGCGAUAGGAAGACAACAGCAUUUUGGUGUAAAAUGCCUAGUCUAGGUCCAUGCUCAGCAGAUGACACGUAUCCAUUGUGAGCUUGUGACACUGGGUGCAUUUUGAGCUCGGGUUUGAAUCCAGCCUAGUGCAUUCACUGCACAGCAUGACAGAAAAUCUCAGAGUGUAGCUGCGAUUUGGGAGUGUCUCAGCUUUAGCCAUUGCCUCUAUCAGCCCUUCACUGGUUUUAAGCAAAGAGUUUACUGUGACCUGUGCUAAGAGUCACCAUGGAUCAUGCUGGCAACAUCCUUACUGUGCAACUGAGGCUCCUAUGUAUAAAACUUCAAAUAGUUGGGUUUUAAAAAUUUCUUAGCACUGUGUCAUCUUAAAGGGUCAAAGUGCUGAAGAUGAUUUGUUAAUAACUACAGACACCUGCGUGUUGCCCCUGUGAGACUGUGGGAUAUUGCUGUCAGUGUCCAAAGCAGCAGAAACCCACCCAACCACUGUACUGGAGAACAAAACCGACUAAACAAAAGAAGCAGACCAAUGCUCCUUCAGUUACUGCCACAGUCAAUACUCUCCUGCUACAGCAACUGUCUAAUAGGAUCUGAAUCUCUUUGGGAGACUCCUUGUUUCUGAAGUGGCGAGUACAGGGAGAUAGUGUGACAAAUUCAAUACUCUUGUAUUUAAAAUGCUGUUGCAUCCAAAUCCCUUAGUCUAACCACUUGCAAACAAAGUGAUGGCUAUUUGAGCAGUGCAAAGGCAUCUCUUGGCUGAGGAUGGCAGAGCAACAAAACUGACGGUGGGAACAGGAGCUUCCGGGCAGGAUGUUUUAAGGCUGCUCUCGUGCAAAAAGGACCUCUUUAUUUUAAGACAAUUGUGGCAAAGCUCUUGUGAAGGGCAAACAGUCUUUUAUUUGUAUUUUGAAAUAGGACUUUCUUUUCAAAUGACAUUUUGCCUUCCAGUUGGUUGAUGCAUUCCCAUUAGAUGUGCAUCAGUUCUUACACUAGGAAAGGAGGGCUUUUUCUCUCUUUGGGGUUUUCUCCUGCCAGCAUAUCCAGAGAAAUCUCAUUAUCUUCAGAUGUGUUAACCAGUACAACAGCAUAGAACAUGGUGCUGUGAAGAGGAAAAAUAGCUCCAUGCAGGGAGGAGGCUUAGGAAGGCAGAGAUCUCUUUCAGCUUCAGAAGAGGCAGGUAUUUGGCGUUUGGUUUCAUGUGAUAGCCACUUCAAGAGGCACAAUUUCAGCUGUACAUACCUUAAGCCAUUUACACUAACUAUGGUAUGGUAAAGUUUGAUCAUAAAAUGUGUGUUGCUCCUCUUAUAUUGUUUGGGUUUCUUUUUUUUUUGUUUAACUGUGGAAGUUUCUAGAUGCUUUUAUUUUGUAAAAUGAUUAGGAAAACUUGUCCUGCUCUGAAGACAUUGCUAUGUAUGUAAACGUUUCAUUGCACCCUGCCACUUUCUGUAUAUGGGAGUAUCUUUUUUACUAUCUUUCUUUGCCCCUAGGUUUUGAACUGUUUGUGUUCUCAUUUCUGUUUUACUUCAAUUACUCUUGCAAAGCUAUCACCUUCUAGAACAUAUGCAGGUACCAAACCAGCUUUUCCUGCCCAGAAUAUUCCUUGGCCUUUAGUAGCUAAAAUUUGAUUUAGAGCAAGAAUGUUUCAGCUUCUGUUGUGUAGCUGAUACAUCAGAUGUGCUGUUUCAGGCUUAUCUCCUGCUCAGUACAGCAAACUAGCAUUGUCCUCUGCAGUAGUUCCUACAAACCUAUUGCACAGCUUCCACACAGAUCAGCACCUUGCCAGAAAGACACAGCUUUAAAUUAAAAUGCCCCUCUUCCUAGCUGGCCUGUUUGUGAAAACACAGACCCCACGGAGCUGAUGGCUGAUCAGGUUGAUAAAGGCUCCCUGGUCUGAGGUUUGGGACUCUCGGUGUUCUGUCUGUGCUGUUUUUCUCAGCCCAGUGGUUACCAUGAUGCUUGUUUAAAGGCUCUGAGAAUACGAGGAGCCAUCCACAGGCUGUCAGCGUGUGGCUGAUGGGCUGUGGGAGGGUCCUUCCAUCCCACAUCUUUCUCCUGUGAUUUCAUCGGCAGCAAAUUGGCUUUGCAGGAUCUGGCCCCAGGGAGUUCAAAUCCAUCUUGUCCUUGACACAUGCAGUCUCUAGUAGAUUAAUACCUUGAACACCAGAGAGAUUCCCCCUCCAUUGAUCAAGCGCUGCCCUUCUCCUCCUGGGAGGGCAGCUGAGGGUGGAACUAGCACUUCUUUAGCCACCAUGUGCUGCACAGAAUGCUAACAGGUCUGCUACCAAGAGAACAUUUUAAUUGGAAUUAGCAAAUACACUCAUCUUUAGGAGCUAAUCUACAUUAAUUAUAAAUACCUACUUAUAUAUGGAAGAGAGCGUGUGUGCUAUUUUGUUUUUCCUUAAAGUUGUAACUUGAGAUGAAGUGAAAGGCAUCCCUCCUUAUAUAUAAUGACUUCUGUUUAAUAUUGUGUGGUUAAAAUCCUUCCAUUAUAAAUUUUGCACACUUUUUUCCUCCUUCCCUUGCAUGUUCAACUCUGAUUUUUACAGCUGUUCUGUGCAGACAGUAUUUUUGUAAAACAUUUUUGACACUGAAUUGCAAUAAAUGUUCAAACAAUGUGAA
This is a messenger RNA of Colius striatus (speckled mousebird), 6233 nucleotides long. It is a transcript of the gene FBXO32, whose product is annotated as F-box protein 32. Gene Ontology annotation, cellular component: SCF ubiquitin ligase complex; cytoplasm; nucleus. Bases 159 to 1226 code for a protein of 355 amino acids. The record is from RefSeq and is a predicted model, not a curated record. Gene Ontology annotation, molecular function: protein binding. Gene Ontology annotation, biological process: protein ubiquitination. The transcript has 9 exons. Lineage: Eukaryota; Metazoa; Chordata; Aves; Coliiformes; Coliidae.